Cucurbitaria berberidis CBS 394.84 is the source of this 1029-nucleotide messenger RNA. RefSeq names its product WLM-domain-containing protein. Bases 1 to 1029 code for a protein of 342 amino acids. The transcript has a single exon. Lineage: Eukaryota; Fungi; Ascomycota; Dothideomycetes; Pleosporales; Cucurbitariaceae. Gene Ontology annotation, molecular function: proteasome binding; protein binding. The record is from RefSeq and is a predicted model, not a curated record.
AUGGGCGACUCCAACGACCUAUCCGCCACCACAGACCAGCUCCAGGUAACGCUCACACAUCACGGCAAGCCCAUCACACUAUCGUUCGCCAAAGAUGCCACAAUAUCCGGCCUCUCUGAACGUGUCGCGGCAGAACUCUCCAUCCCGCCGUCAAACCAGAAGUUCCUCGUGGGCGGCAAGCUUGGCCUCCAAAAACCACCCUUCAAAGACCCAACGAUACCACUCACAGACCUCACUUCCAAGAAGAUCACACUCAUGGGCAGCACAACCGCCGAAGUAUCCUCCCUCAACGCCACCAUAUCCGCCGCCUCCGCGCCUCGCCGACCAGGGCCCGUAAAAGCCGCCACGCCCGCGCGAAGUCGAGACUACAAGAAAAUCCAAGACGAAGCGCAAUACACAUUCCACACACUACGCCCGCUACCCUACCUCCCAAAUCCCGAUCGAUCGCUACGUUUCCUCGAGAGGCUGCGGGACGACGCAGGGAUCAAAGCGGCGAUGCGGACACACAAGUUCUCGGUACCUCUGCUGACGGAAAUGGAUCCCGCAAUGCACACGACACAGGAGUCCCGGACGCUCGGGCUCAAUCGCAAUCAGGGCGAAGUCAUCGAGCUACGGUUGCGCACCGAUGCAUACGACGGCUACAGGGACUACAAAACUAUCCGCAACACGCUUUGUCAUGAACUGGCGCAUAAUGUGUGGGGCCCGCAUGAUCGGAACUUUUGGGAGCUGUGUAAGCAGAUCGAGAGGGAGGUCGAUCGCGAUGACUGGAGGAGUGGCGGUAAGAGUGUUGGUACCCAGGAGUAUUAUCAGCCGGAGGAAGAUGAGGUACAUGAUCAUGGUGGAUGGACGGGCGGCGAAUUUACACUGGGUAGUCGGGGAGGCGGGGAGACGGUGGUUAGUAGUGCCGGAGGCAGUGUGCCGGUGGGAGGACUGAGUAGGAGAGAGGUGCUUGCCAGGGCGGCGGAAGAGAGAGUCAAGAGGACGAAACAGGCUGAGGAAGAGACGGGGGGCUCUGGGAACAGUUCAUGA